Messenger RNA from Debaryomyces hansenii CBS767, 432 nucleotides. It is a transcript of the gene MLC1, whose product is annotated as Mlc1p. Bases 1 to 432 code for a protein of 143 amino acids. The record is from RefSeq and is a predicted model, not a curated record. Gene Ontology annotation, cellular component: myosin II complex. Gene Ontology annotation, biological process: mitotic actomyosin contractile ring assembly. Lineage: Eukaryota; Fungi; Ascomycota; Pichiomycetes; Serinales; Debaryomycetaceae. Gene Ontology annotation, molecular function: calcium ion binding. The transcript is spliced from 2 exons.
AUGUCUCAAAAUACCAAAACCUACAAAGACGCAUUUGCUCUCUUUGACAAGAAGGGAACAGGAAAGAUUCCAGUUGAACAUUUAGGAGACUUAUUGAGAGCGGUUGGCCAAAAUCCUACAUUAGCAGAAAUUUCUGAAUUACAAGGUUCGAUUAAAUCCAACGAAUUUGACUUUGACACCUAUCAAAAGAUUAUCGAGAGACCAGAUGGUUUCAAGCCAUUAGGAUUGCCUGAGGAUUAUAUUAAAGGAUUUCAAGUUUUUGAUAAAGAACAAACCGGGUAUAUUGGUGUAGGCGAAUUAAGGUAUAUCUUAACGUCCAUUGGAGAAAAGUUGUCUGAUUCGGAAGUCGACGAACUAUUGAAGGGAGUAAACGUUACAUCUGAUGGUAAUGUCGAUUAUGUUGAAUUUGUUAAGUCUAUAUUAGACCAAUAA